This is a messenger RNA of Tachyglossus aculeatus (Australian echidna), 1606 nucleotides long. RefSeq names its product protein phosphatase 1 regulatory subunit 15A (gene PPP1R15A). The transcript is spliced from 3 exons. Lineage: Eukaryota; Metazoa; Chordata; Mammalia; Monotremata; Tachyglossidae. Bases 205 to 1311 code for a protein of 368 amino acids. Gene Ontology annotation, biological process: response to endoplasmic reticulum stress. Gene Ontology annotation, cellular component: endoplasmic reticulum; protein phosphatase type 1 complex. The record is from RefSeq and is a predicted model, not a curated record. Gene Ontology annotation, molecular function: protein phosphatase regulator activity.
CCAGCGUAGAAGUCAUCGUAGUAGCCGCCCUCCGUUGCCGUGGGAACCCGCCGCCCGGCCGUGAGAUGACCCUCCCGCCGCCCCGAGGCUCCUGGACCCGCGAUCGCCUGCUGAAUCCCGCCCGCUCCCCGGGCUGACCCUCCCUGCUCCAACCGGUCGGCGCCAUGCCCCCCAUCUGUGGCCCCCCCGGGACCUGCCCUCGCCAUGGCUUCGCUAGCCUACCUCAUCACCCUGAUCCAGUGGGCCUGGAGUGCCCUUUCGGGGGCUUCUCUGGGCUGGGCAGGGGCCACGGGAGGAGACCCCUCCUCCUCCAGUGACUCAGAGAAGGAGAUUCAGGAUGGAGAUAACAUCAGCCCCGCCUUCUGGGAACCCACGCUCAUGCCAGGAGAGUGCCAGCCAAUAGAGGAAACGGAGGAGGAGGAUGAUGAAGAUGAAGAGAAUGAGGAUGAUGAAGAUGAAGAGAAUGAGGAUGAUGAAGAAGAGACAGCCUCAACUCCCAGGCUUCCUUUUGCCUCAAGCACUGACCUACUUAAGGCUCCUGUCUUUCCACUGGAGGAGGAGAAUGAAGAAAGAACAAAAGUGACCCAAUGUCCCCACUCCCCAGUAUUCAUGAGCCCCUGGCUCAGGGCCUGGGCCUACAGGCCGGAGGAGGAAGAGGAGGAGGAGGAAGAAGAAGAAGAAGAAGAAGAAGAGGAGGAGGAGAAAGAGGAGGAGGAGGAGGAAGAAGAAGAAGAGGAGGAGGAGGAGGAGGAGAAAGAAGAAGACAAGGAGGAUGACAAUAAUGACAACAUAGAAGUCACUCAAACUCCCCUCUCUCCAAUGUUCAUGAGCCCUCUGCUAAGGGGCUGGGUCUGCCGUCCCGGGGAAGAUGAUGAAGAUGAAGAUGUUGAUGAUGAAGACGAAGAGACCCACACCCACUCACCCAAACCCUUCCUUGUGGCCUUCUAUCUCCCUGGAUCGGAGCCACCGGCCUCCUGGGAACGCCCCCAGAUUCCCCGUCGGCUGCAGAGGCGCAUGAGAACCCCCCCAGCCAGAAGGCAGCCCUUGCUUGCAGACCCACCGGUGGAACUGUCUGUGGCAGGAAGGAAAGUCCGGUUCUCCUCCCAGGUCUCUGUCCACCUUAUGGCUGUGUGGGCCGGGCCGGCCAGGGCCACCCGCCGGGGCCCUUGGGAGCAGCUGGCCCGAGACCGCAGCCGCUUCUCCCGCCGCAUCGCCCAGGCUGAGGUGGAACUGGCGCCCUGCCUCUCCCCCGGGGCCCGGGCUGCCGCCUGGGCCCGCCUGCACCCACCCACGCCCUGCCUGGGAGCCUGAUGGAGUGGCCAUCGGCCACACCGAGGAGAGCGGCUCCCUGGGACCGGUUCUGGCUCGGUCCGUGUGGCUCUGAGAAGGGGAGUGGAGUCAGCCUCUCCUCCCAUUCUGGGGCUUGUGUCAUUUCCUCUCCUUCAAAGGGAGAGGCCUGAUCUUCCCCCUGUCCUACAAACUGAACCAGUGGAGCUCUCCAAAUUCAGGUAGAGCUCCCCUCAUCCUAACUCCUUUUUCCUCCUCUCUUUUGGCCUUGAUUCAUCUGUUUUAUUUAUUGGCAAGAAUAAAGUGUCUGGGUUUCUAA